AUUUAUUUUUGACAAAGUAAAAAUGUUGUAAUAUAUUGUUCAAAAUUUAGUUAUAACAUAUUCAAUUAAGUGCCUUCGCAGUGCCAGUCCAGUAUUUACACAAACAAAAAGUCAAAUACAUAAAUGCAAUAUGUGCGAAUGCGAACGAAGUGGAAAAUGUUUGACAAGUGCAACAAGUAAACACAAUAGCCUCACAUAAUAGCCAAUUAUAUGUAAAUAUAUAUACAUAUACAUAUAUAUAUUUAUGUACAUAUACAUACAUACAUAAGUAUGUGCAAAUAGUUAAUAGCUGAACAAUAAUACAUCACAAUCGAUAUUGCAAUCGGAAUCACAAUCGCCGUCGCCGUAGAGGAUGAGCCCAUUCGGUUCGAAGAAGAACCGUUCAUUGCCGGUGCGCGUGAGCACCUUCGAUUCGGAGCUGGAGUUCGAAUUGGAGACGCGCUCCACCGGCCAAGAGUUGUUCGAUCUGGUUUGUCGUACGAUUGGGUUGCGUGAAUCAUGGUAUUUUGGACUGCAGUACGUCGACACGCGCAACAAUGUCUCCUGGCUCAAAAUGGACAAAAAGGUCAAAGAUCAGCGCGUCGAAUUGCAUGCAAACAAUAACAUUUACGUCUUCAGUUUCUAUGCGAAAUUCUUUCCGGAGAACGUCAGCGAAGAGCUGAUACAAGAGAUAACGCAGCAUUUGUUCUUCUUGCAAGUGAAACAGAGCAUUCUAUCGAUGGACAUCUAUUGCCGGCCCGAGGCAUCCGUACUGCUUGCCUCGUAUGCGGUCCAUGUUCAAUAUGGGCCCUACGACUAUGAGACCUACAAGGACGGCAUGCUAGCCGGCGGGGAACUGCUGCCCAAGGGCGUCACAGAUCAGUAUCAAAUGACGCCCGAAAUGUGGGAGGAGCGCAUCAAGACCUGGUACAUGGAUCAUGAGCCCAUGACUCGAGAUGAAGUAGAAAUGGAGUACCUAAAAAUUGCACAAGAUCUGGACAUGUAUGGUGUUAACUACUUUCCUAUUACGAAUAAGAAUAAAACCAAAUUGUGGCUGGGCGUUACGGCCGUGGGUCUGAACAUCUAUGAUGAACGCGACAAGCUAACCCCAAAGACAACGUUCCAAUGGAACGAGAUACGACACGUUAGUUUCGAUGACAAGAAAUUCACGAUACGUUUAGUGGAUGCCAAAGUGUCGAACUUUAUAUUUUACUCGCAGGACUUGCACAUUAACAAAAUGAUACUUGACUUGUGCAAGGGCAAUCACGAUCUCUAUAUGAGACGCCGCAAGCCGGACACCAUGGAGAUCCAACAGAUGAAAGCGCAGGCCAAGGAGGAGAAACAGCGACGCCAAAUCGAACGGAAGAAGUUCAUAAGGGAGAAGCAGCUUCGCGAGAAGGCGGAACACGAGCGCUACGACCUGGAAAAACGGCUCGAGCAUCUGCAGGACGAGAUGCGUAUGGCCAGCGAUGCGCUGCGUCGCUCCGAGGAGACAAAGGAGCUGUACUUCGAGAAGAGUCGCGUGAACGAGGAGCAAAUGCAGCUGACCGAAUGCAAGGCGAAUCACUUUAAGACAGAAAUGGAUCGUUUGCGUGAGCGUCAAAUGAAGGUGGAGCGAGAGAAGCACGAUUUGGAGAAGAAGAUCAGGGAUGCCGACUUCUAUAUGCUCCAGCUGACUGUGGAGAAUGAUAAACGCGAGGCCGAAACAGAGAAGCUCAAAAAGGAGCUGAUCUGUGCCAAAAUGGCCGAGAGAGAAGCCACCGCACGUCUGCUGAGCUUCCUCAACAGUGGGCGCAAAUCGUCGACGGACAGCCUGCUAACGGCAUCGACGGUCUCACAGGCCAAUGUCAAUAAUCCGUCAAGCAUUGCGGCAAUCAGUACACCUUCGCUGACCACGAGCAGCUCCACAAAUGAUCUGGAAACCGCCGGGGGAGCAGAGCUAACAAACUCUGCCUCCCACUACAUUGUGAUGGGCGAUAAUUCUAGCGGCAUUUCCGACGACUUUGAGCCCAAGAAAUUUAUUUUAACCGACAAUGAAAUGGAACAGAUCGCCAAUGAGAUGGAACGCAGCCACUUGGAAUACCUGCGCAAGUCCAAGAAACAGGUGCAAAAUCAAUUGCAAACGCUGCGCAGCGAAAUCGCACCACAUAAAAUUGAACAGAAUCAAAGUAAUCUGGAUAUACUCAGCGAGGCGCAGAUAAAGGCGGGCGAGAAUAAAUAUUCAACGCUUAAGAAACUCAAAUCCGGUUCGACCAAGGCGCGAGUCGCCUUCUUUGAGGAACUCUAAUUGCAGCGGAAGAUACACUGCAAAACAAAAAGAGGGAACAGAACAGAAACUACCUAAUCAAGACUCAUACAGCGUCAACAUUUAAGAAAUAUUCUAGUUAUUUUUGUCAAUUUUGUGAACAUUCAUUUGCAUGCGUGUGUGUGAGUGCACAUCUAUUUAUCUCAGUGUACAACAUGUGAAUCACUGUAUUACUGUAUCUAUGUUUUAGUGUACCUUUUAUAGACAUACAAUUUGUAUCAAUGUAUGUCGUUUAAUUUGUCACUCAAUUCAACUUAUUGUAUAGCUUUUGUUUCAGUGUAUAGACAAGUAAUUUGUAUUAAUGUGUGUGUCACCUAAUUUGUCACUAAAUUCAACUUAACCGUUUUUGCUUCAGUGUAUAGACAAGUUAAUUUUAUUAGUGUGUGUGUCAUCUAAUUUGUCACUCAAUUCAAUUUGCUGUAAAACAUUUGUUUCCGUGUAAAGACAACUAAUGUAGGUCAUCUAAUUUGUCACUCAAUUCAACUUACUGUACAGAUUUUGUUUCAGUGUAUAGAUCAACAAUUUGUAUCAAUGUAUUUUGUCCGAUUUGUCACUCAAUUUAAUUUACUGUAUAGUUUUUGCUUCAGUGUAUACCAUGGAUAUGUCGUCUCACGUUGCUAUUUAUUUCAGUGUAUAUCCUGUUAAUUCAGUUCUCUGCAUGUAAUUUGCGUUUUGUCUCCAAUGUAUUUUGUAUAUAUUUAUAUUUAUUUAAUGCGUUUGGAUAUCCUUGUACGAGUUUGUCACUGUAUUCGUUUUCUCUCAGUGUAUCUAUGUAAUACCAUGUCAAUAGCUAUAAGCCCUUAACGUUGGCAUUAUGCUAAGAUUGGUUGCCGAAUUCAAUAAAAACCGUUUAAGUCAGGGCGUACAAUUAAA
This is a messenger RNA of Drosophila arizonae, 3157 nucleotides long. RefSeq names its product ezrin/radixin/moesin family protein merlin (gene Mer). The record is from RefSeq and is a predicted model, not a curated record. Gene Ontology annotation, molecular function: actin binding. Gene Ontology annotation, cellular component: cytoskeleton. NCBI's taxonomy places the organism in Eukaryota, Metazoa, Arthropoda, Insecta, Diptera, Drosophilidae.